Molecule: messenger RNA, 3076 nt
Organism: Chilo suppressalis (striped riceborer)
Lineage: Eukaryota; Metazoa; Arthropoda; Insecta; Lepidoptera; Crambidae
Source: the annotation of a GenBank genome assembly
CACGAAAACAAAAUAUCGGCUCACGCCACGCCCGUUAAACUAAUGACAAGUUAGUCAGUUUAAUUUAGAUAAAUCAGAAUAAAUAUAAAUCAUCAAUUGGCAGCCUUGAGUAUGAUUUAUAUUUAUUAGUAUGAUUUAUAUUCAGUAGAAAAGAUGCGUUCCCGAAAUAAAAAUACCUACUAGACACCUUACAAUAGAGUAAAUAAUCUGCCUAUGAGUUUUUUUGAUACUUCUAAGUGAGUGACCGACCGAGUACCGAUACAAGUACUUACUUCACGAUACUACUUGUUACUCAGUUCUAAAGUAUCGAUGCUAAAAGUACUUGGUAUCGAAAGAAAAGUCAGGAGUAGUUACUUCUAUGUACUCGUAUCGUUAUCCCUAGCCCUAUGGUAUGGCGGUGGCGGUCGCUAUUUUUGUUUGACACAUUGAAAAAAAAAUUGUAUGUAAACACUUUUGUGCCAAAAGAAAGUUUCAAGAAACAAAGUGGGUUAUAAUAAAUUACUGUCAUGAUACUUAACUACGUACCUCGUGUAACUCAGCUAGAUGCAAUACAAUUGGACAAUCAAGUUGAAGAACUUUUCAAGCAACUGCUUAAUUAUUCUACUAAAUACUUGAAGCCUGGUUUUUUUGAGCCAUUUCUGCCAGAAAUAGAUCUGUUGCUUAGAACAUGGAUAUUCAAAUAUACCAUUUACAAUAAAAGAAGUACUUUUGGGCAAGACAUUUUGUCAUUAAACUAUAAAAGAGAUAAUUUUUCAAAUAGUAAAGUUUAUUGGUAUUUUGGAUACACUAUAGGACUAAGAUAUCUUAAAGAUAGAGCUUUAUUUAGCUUAACUUCAAAUGUCAGUGUACAAAACUUUCUAUAUAAAAUGGAAAUCUUUCAUGUAGUUGGGGAAAUUUUGAAUUUUUUGAGGUUUAUUCAAAGUGGUAAACAUCCUAAGUUAAUAGAUUUUCUAUUGGGUCUUGAUAUAAGUGCUGAAAAACUGACUAGAGAAGAUUUGACAGAUUUUUCAUGGACCCGUGAACUGUUAUGGAACAAUUUUAUUGAAUUAAUUGGUACUGCUAUAUCUUUAAUUAAUGUCUUUGGGUUGAAGAGAAAAUUGAAUCAAGCAAUAAAAUAUGGUUGUUGGAAACGGCAGAAUAAAAUAAAAAAUAAAGUAACAGAAGCUACUAUGACAGCAAAAACAAUUUGUGCUAGCUGCAAAAAUAAGCCAGUUCUUCCGUAUACUAUGGGAUGCUGCCACAUAUUCUGCUAUUAUUGUUUAAUGGUAACUAAUAAAAAAAAAUGUUAUGUUUACUAUAUUUUAAGCAAGCAGCUUAGCUGCUCAACUAGCAUUUAGGAGAUCGAUGGCGCAGGUGGCUAGCGCGUUUAUCCUGCGAUCGUAAAAGCUAAGCAACUUUCGCAAUGGUCGGUCAUUAGAUGGGUUACCAAAACUUUAUAAUCUCAAGCUCCUUCGUGCUGCUGAAAGCACGUUAAGCCAUUGGCCUCGGCUGCAUUAAUUAAGUUAAUACACACCAAUCCACACUGGUUCAGCAUGGUGGGACAUGUUCAUGGCCCAAUCUCUGUAAUCCAUACAUAUAAAAGGCCUGUGCCCCAGCAGCAUUUAUACGCUGCUGUUGAUCAAGACGAGCUGCUAGUUAAUUAACCAACAACCUUCAAAAUGUAGGAAAGAUUGCACUGGAAAGUAUGCUACUGAACACUAACAACUGUCUCAAACUUCUAUUUAAGAAAUGCUGAAAAUUAUCUUGUCGCAAUGCCACUACAUAGGUACCUAGAAAUAACUAAACACAAGAAUUUCAAUUGUGAGGACAGAUGGGUCUAAUUAAAUUGUAUAGUAUCUGGAAUCCAGUACGCAAAAACCGGAAAAAUAAAAAAAUGUAGGUAUCGGUUUUCGGUUGGAUACUGUUUUUAUUGUGUGUCGGGAACACAUUACUUGCUCACUGGGGAACAGGUGCGAUUGAAUAGUGAGAACGUGACCAGUGGUACGGGUAUCAAACGCAAUAAAGACUACGUCAGAGGGUACAUCUAUUAUAUGUCUGCCAAUAACAUCUAGCCACAAGUUACUCCGUGAUUAUGGUACUUGCAACAGUGCCGAAAUAUCGAGGACUCGUAAAAAACAAGGUAGGUACAUGGUGGCAAUACCGCUAAUAACCGCGAGUGACCAUAUAACAGUUUAAUACAAUAUAACGCAAAACUCAUUAAAAAUGGCGUAUCUCAUACUGUUUAAAGAUACGUAAUAGCACACGGUGAUAAGGCACCCUGAUUGGAGCUGCCGCAUAUAGCGGCUUCCCGCGACUUUCUAUUUUAUUGAUCAUCGUGCCAGGUCUUCGAGAAUCUUUCCGCUCCAAUGCCUAUCGGUUUUGAUUUCCUUGCUAUGUUUCUCGCCCCUUCGGCCGAGCAAUCUUUCGAACGAUGUUGGUAAUUUUAGUUCUGUUUCAAAAUUUUCUCAUUUCUGAUUCUAUCACGAAGGGAAAUACUCAGCAUAACUCCAUUGCUCGCUCUGCUACCUUGAGAGUCCAUAUGGGACCUAUAGUAACCGAACACCUUUCGCCUCCGUUGCGCUGUGGAUCUGAGUCAUCAAUGAUCAAUGGCAACACACACACUAGGUUUUGCCGGCACUUCACAAAAUAUUUUUCCAGUAAAUGAAACGCUAGUGAUUUACUAGGUACCUACUUUCUCCAUGGUACGAUAAUUGAACUGUUUUUAGUUACCAGUAAUGAAAUAAGUACCUACCAAUUUCUUUUCCAGGCCAAUAAAACUGCAGAUCAAGAUUAUACUUGUCCUAAGUGUAAUUACAAUGGAAAUUAUAUAAAAAGGUAUCUUGUAUUUUGAUUUUGUAUUAUGUUUACAAGUUUUUAUAAGAAUUUGUUGGUGCUGGAAUGUUAUUGUUGAUAAAAAUAUGGUGAUUAGGUUAUUAAGAUUUGAUUGUUGUUGAUUAAGAUUUAGUAACUUCAUUGACAUGUUUAUUUGUAAUAAUAAUUCAUUAUUACGAAAAGAAUGUAAAUAAUACAUAUUUAUAAAGAUAAUAUUAAAAGUUUACAUUUAAAUAUGGUAUUUUUUUAUUUUGGUAAAUCUGAG